CGACGACCAUCCAGUUCCAUAGGAUACCACGCACCCAUGUCCAGUCCCAGCUCGCUCGUGCAUGAGUUCAUCAGCUUUCUCAAUGCGUCGCCCACCCCGUACCAUGCUGUGGCCAUGGCCAAGUCGAUGCUCACAAAAGCAGGCUUCCAACAGCUCUCAGAGGCAUCAGCCUGGACAACAAAGCCAGGUGGAAAGUACUUUGUCACUCGUAAUGGAAGUUCCAUUGUUGCAUUUGGACUAGGUUCCAAGUGGAAGCCAGGAAAUCCUGCCGCGAUCGUUGGCGCUCACACAGAUAGUCCUUGUUUGCGGCUCAAGCCAGUCUCAAAGCAAACUGCUGAGGGCUAUCUACAGUGUGGUAUUGAAACCUAUGGUGGUGGAAUUUGGCACACCUGGUUUGACCGCGACUUGUCCCUGGCCGGACGUGUCAUGGUGGAAGAGGCAGACGGCACCUUUGCUCAGCGGCUUGUCAAGGUGGAGAAGCCUCUACUGCGCAUCCCCAACUUGGCGCCUCAUCUUGAUGCUGCUCGAGGAGACCCGUUCAAGAUCAACAAGGAGACGCAUCUAACGCCAAUUCUGGGCACCAUCGCUGCACAGAUGAAUGCGCCGACGAGCACAGAUUCAGGCGCGUCGUUGCAAGACAUGUCUACCAGGCAUCAUCCUGCUUUGAUUGCUCUAUUGGCAUCAGAGCUUCAUCUCAAGGAUGCCAAACAAAUUCAUGACUUUGAGCUGGUUCUUUACGACACACAGCCAUCCUGUCUUGGUGGGCUCAAUGACGAGCUCAUCUUUUCGCCUCGCUUGGACAACCUGGGAUGCACAUUUGCAUCUGUCGCAGGGCUGAUUGCUUCACUCGAAAACUCUGCUGCACUCGAAGGCGAUGAGUCUGCGCGCAUCAUCUCAUGCUUCGACCAUGAAGAGGUUGGUUCGCUUUCUGCUCAAGGCGCAGACUCCAACUUCCUACCAACGGUCUUGCAGAGGCUCAAUGCAAGCAGCGACAACUUGACAGCCAUGGAGCAGUGUUGCGCUAAAUCAUUUCUCGUGUCUGCAGAUAUGGCUCACGCCGUCAACCCAAACUAUAUCGGCGCUUACGAGUCUGAGCACAAGCCUAAGCUGAAUGAAGGUGUUGUGCUCAAAGUGAAUGCUAACCAGCGAUACAUGACCAAUGCACCAGGAAUCGUGCUCAUGCAAAAGAUUGCAGAAUUGGAAAAGGUCAAGCUGCAACUGUUUGUUGUUCGACAGGACGGACCCUGCGGCAGUACCAUUGGCCCUAUGCUUGCUGGCAAGCUGGGAAUUCGGACCAUUGACCUUGGCAACCCUCAAUUGAGCAUGCACAGUAUUCGCGAAACAGGUGGCACACACGAUGUGGACCAACUCGUCAAGCUCUUCAGCAGUUUCUUCAAGUCUUAUGCGCAAUUGUCCGUCAAGAUUCUCGUGGAUGCCAACCUCUAGGGUAAUGGCAUCUGCUUUGCUGAAUACUGCUGAUACGCGACUUUCGCUAGGCUCGAUUUUGACCAUCCUGAUGGACCUCGGCAAAAGUCACUCGUACAAACGCAUACGUCGAUCCACGAGGAGAUUACGACGUCUACGCAACACUAUGAUUUGUGCGCCCUGGGCUUUCCACAUCAGUUGAUGCCCAG
Messenger RNA from Protomyces lactucae-debilis, 1634 nucleotides. RefSeq names its product peptidase M18. The record is from RefSeq and is a predicted model, not a curated record. Bases 37 to 1446 code for a protein of 469 amino acids. Lineage: Eukaryota; Fungi; Ascomycota; Taphrinomycetes; Taphrinales; Protomycetaceae. Gene Ontology annotation, biological process: proteolysis. Gene Ontology annotation, cellular component: fungal-type vacuole. Gene Ontology annotation, molecular function: metalloaminopeptidase activity; zinc ion binding. The transcript is spliced from 3 exons.